AAGAAUCGAAAAGAGGUAAACAAAACUAGGUAAGCAAAAUACUGAAACACCUCAUAUUAUAUGAAAGGCCAAAUCAAAUUAGCCAACAUAGCAACUGAUUCCAGGAAAAAGUAACAUAACAGUUGCAACUCCAUUUGCAAAAAGAGAGAUCAUUCAGUCUUGAAGCUAUCUUUUCCUUCAACUUUCAGAACUGAUCAAGUCUUCUCAUUCUUGUUGCUUAUUUCUCACUCUCCAUUGUCAUGAAUGGUACCUUUUCUAACACAUUGCUUCUUCGGAUCAAAUCCAAUUGCAUCAUCCCUUUUACACAUAUCAUCGAACGGUUCUUCCACAUUACAUCCAAAGUGAACAUAUAAUAAAUAAAGAAUUGUUAAAAAAAACAUUGGUAAGCAGAUUUAAGCAAUGGAGGUGGUAAUUUCAAUUUGGAGCAGAAUUGGGGAGCAUUAAAAUGGCCGAGGCUUUUAUCACCAAGAAUGAGAAGGAAACAAGAGACAGGAAGAAGACGGUCGACACAUCCUCUGCGCUAUCAUCCUCUUCACCGAAGCAGGCCAGAAAAUUGUGGUGAAUUUCUUCUUCUGAUUGUGGCGUAGCUUUUAAUUGUGAUAAAAUUAAGGAUUGGGCAAGAAGAAAACGUGGAAAGAGACGAGCGAAUUUGCAGAUUUAGAGUAGGAGCGGUAAUUUUCUGCAUUCCUAAGGGAUUUGAUGGUUGCGUUUGAGAAUUGCAGAAGAGAUGCGUGAAAUUGAUUUUAGAGAACGGAGAGAAGACGUGGCUGAGGGCGAGGAGAUAGUCGUGGCUGAGGGCGAGGACGAACCCCGCGGCGGAGGCGUGCCCGUUGACCGCCGCGAUUGUUGGCAUCGGGAGAGAAAUUAGGUCCUCCACCAGGAGACGGAGCUUCUUCGACAUGAUUUUUGGCCGGAUUCGGGCCGGGUCGGAUAGCGCCCAAUUGAGAUCGUAGCCGUUGGAGAAGAACUAUCCCUGAGCUGUGGUGAUGAGAGCCGUGGCGGAGAGAGACGAUUCUGACUUUACCCGGGUGAGCUCCGCCCGGAUUGAGUCGAUUAGCUGCGGGUUGAGGCGGUGCUGGUCGUCGCCGGUAAUUGUGAGGAUGAAAACAUCGCCGCGUCUCUCCAAACUGCACAUCGCUCUCACUGUGUCAAGCUGAGUUCCCUCUUUUCAUUUAUAUAAUCUUUUAUUUAAAAAAAAUAACUAAAAUAUUAUUAAAAAUGUAUUUAUUCAACAAAACCCCCAAUCCACUGUUCAUUUUAUUUCGAUGAACAUAGGCCGCUAAUAAUUCCUGACUACUCGAUCGAUCGAGGAGUAAUUCGUUGAACAAUUGAUUUGAUCGAUUGUUGAAUCGAGUGGACGGAUCUACCGAUCGGAUCGGCUGACCGAUCUGUUUAUUUGGCGGAGCGAAAGAGGUGAUUUUGGGGAAGAAUGGAGCAGAGCAGGAGGGCGGUGGAGUCGUACUGGAGGUCGAAACUGAUCGACGUUGCGACUUCCGACGAGGAUAAGGUCACUCCGGUUUACAAAUUGGAGGAGAUUUGCGAUUUGCUGAGGUCUUCACACAUCUCUAUUGUUAAAGAAGUGUCGCAAUUCAUCCUUAAACGGCUCGAUCACAAAUCGCCGAUUGUUAAACAGAAGGCAUUAAGGGUCAUAAAAUAUGCUGUGGGAAAGUCAGGUGCAGAGUUCAAAAGGGAGAUGCAAAAGAAUUCUGUUUCAGUACGACAGUUAAUCCACUACAGGGGCCAGCCAGAUCCUCUGAAGGGUGAUGCGUUGAACAAGGCUGUCCGAGAAACAGCCCAAGAAACAUUAUCUACUUUAUUUUCGUCAGAUGAUAGCGUGGCUGCUCCUACAGAAAGCAGUCUUCGCAGUCGGAUACAAGGUUUUGGAAAUACCAACUAUGAAAUGCCAUCAGAUGAUAGAAAGUCGUUCAUCAGCGAGGUUGUUGACAUCGGAAGUGCUACAAUUAGACAGGGAUUUAGUAAUUUGAAACAAUCUCCUUCCAUAAGGAAAAGUAAUGACACUGGAAGUUAUAGAAGUCCAAAUCUUGAACGAUCUUUGACGAGAGAAAAUGAUUCUGAUAGGUAUGAAGAUAUUGGGUCUCGUGCCGAAUAUAACAGCUCUUCUCGCUUUUCAAAAAAUGCUGGUACUGGAAGCUGGGGUGAAGAGAGUUCUACGAGUCAGUCAGAAACUAGUAAUGGAGACCCUGCUUUGACUUAUAGUCAAAAAAAUCGUGAAGAGAAGUUGUUGGAGACCGUAGUGACAUCAACAGGUGUGCGCCUACAGCCUACACGAGAUGCACUUCAUGUUUUCCUGGUGGAGGCCUCAAAAUUAGAUUCCAAAUCAUUAGCGCAUGCCAUUGAAAUUAAACUGAGGUCUCCUAUGUGGCAGGUCCGCAUGAAAGCCCUAUGUGUCCUUGAGGCACUAUUGAGGAAGAAGAAUGACGGGCAUUUUUCAGUUAUUUCUUUGUACUUCAGUGACAACAAAGAUGUUGUGGUGCAAUGCUCUGAAUCUCCCCAAGCAUCUUUGAGGGAGAAAGCAACUAAGGUAUUGAGUCUUCUGGGUGGUGAACAAAAUGGCAGUGGAACCAACCAUUUUAAGCAAUCGACUAAGAUUCAUCAGCCUUCAAUGAUACCGGAUAUGAUAAACACUGAUGACCCAGAUGAUCUUCUUGGCAUGGAAGAUCCACAAAAGGCAGCAAGUCAGCCAAAAGUAACAAAUGCACCACCAUCUGUUCCUCCGCUGAUCAAUGACUUACUUGGUGACAAUUUCGACAAUCAUGAGAGCACCAACAAGCUGAACUUUGACGAUGACCCUUUCGCAGAUGUCUCCUUCCAUACAAGUCAAGAUAAUGACCGUGUUACUGAUUUAUUUUCUGGGAUGGCUCUUGAUAUGUCUGGAGCCUCAGAGGCCCGCAUAGCAGCUCAUAAAAAUGAAUCUGAACCAUUCAACCUAUUAAAUUCUAGUUCCGAGGUCCUCAUGGAGCAAGGAACUUCUAGUGAAUAUGCUACCAACUUGAUGGAUGGCAUGCCCAUGAAUGGAAAUGAUUCCUCUGCAAAGAAAAAUGCAAGUAGUGAUGACAUAGGUAGCAACAUUUUGGGUUCGGUUUCCAGUGCAGAUAAUCGAAGUCCUAAUGUUGCUUUAAAUAAUGCAUUCCCUUUGCAAGCUUCUGAGAUGAAUGUAAAUGCCAUGUUCCCCAUGGGUGCUAUGACAUAUAAUACCCCUUCUGGUUUUGGGUUCAAUCCCGCAUUUGUUUCUCAGCCGAUGAACUAUAGUGCCAUGGGGAGUCACUUUGCUCAACAACAGUUUCUAGCUGCAAUGUCCAACUUACAUCAACUAGGGAAUCUACAAUCCAGUACUACUGUUAAUUCUCCUGGAUCUGUAGGAGGGAAUGCAGCGCCCCUUCCAGAUAUUUUUAAUCCCGGCAUAGCUACCCAACCUCCAACUUCAUUGAUGAAUGGGUCAAAAAGAGAGGACACAAAAGCAUUUGAUUUUAUUUCGGAUCAUGUGGCCUCAGCUCGUGACACCAAGCGCACGACUUGAUUCAUUUGAUGUAUGCGGAUUUCUUGCUUCGUGACAUGGGUUCUUACUUCUUAGUGAAGCAGCCCACAAAAAAGAUGCUACCUUUCUUGAAUUGAACAAAAGCAACUGUGAGUAAGUGUUGUUAUUGAGACUUCAAAAAACAGGGUAAAAUCGAAUUCAAUUUCAUCCGAAGGCAACUGCGUGACCGAUGUUGUGUGAAUGAAUGUUGCUGCUUCUACACUUGUUUUGAUCCUAAAAUAGUGCAGUCAUCAAAUGACUGUUCGUUGUUGUCUGUUUUUAUUUUUAAUUUUUGUACUUUUAUUUGUAAUAGCCCAUUGAGCUUAUUGCCUGAUAAACUUUUUGCAGUAAUAA
This is a messenger RNA of Salvia splendens (bonfire salvia), 3889 nucleotides long. RefSeq names its product protein MODIFIED TRANSPORT TO THE VACUOLE 1. The record is from RefSeq and is a predicted model, not a curated record. Gene Ontology annotation, molecular function: ubiquitin binding; phosphatidylinositol binding. NCBI's taxonomy places the organism in Eukaryota, Viridiplantae, Streptophyta, Magnoliopsida, Lamiales, Lamiaceae. Gene Ontology annotation, cellular component: trans-Golgi network membrane. Bases 1430 to 3538 code for a protein of 702 amino acids. The transcript has 5 exons.